AUGGCAGUUGCUAAGAAACCUAAAAAACCCUGCCGGAAUAUCUAUGAAGCUCUGACACUUAUGGUCUUGGCGCUUUACGUGUUUUGCUACGUGAGGUUUUACAAAAAAGGCGAUCGUUUCCGGUCCACCGCAUCCAUGUACAUCUACAGCUUGUCAGUGCCAGUGUUAAUUUCCAUGGGCCUCGUUUGGGGAACCUUUUCCAUUCGCACUAGUCCGAAAUACAUCAAAUAUUUCCAAGAAAUGGACACAGUUCUGAUGUUCGUCGUCCUAAUGGAUAUCACCGUGGCGGUUAUGUCAUUUCUUUUCAAUGCCAUCAACAUGCAAGGUAGAAGCCGCAGACACCUCCACAUCUACGAACACUUGGAGCGAAUCGAUGUCCAGCUAAUGGAGGAGUUCAAAGCUAAGAUGUGCUACGAGAAAAUUGCUUUCAAGAUAUCGAUAAUUUUCUGGGUGUUUCUUGUGUACGGUGUGACAAUAAAUAGUGCCGUCAUCAGCUCGUGGUCCCAGGGUGACCUCUUCAAAAUGUACAUAAUCACUUUCUGCCACACAUUCAUUAUAUUCGGGAUGCACAUGAUCGUCUUUAGCUUCAUGACAGUGGCCGACUUGCUGCGGAUAAGAUUUCGAUUGUUACAGAAACUACUGGCUCCAGCUUAUCUCCGGAGACACUACGUCGACCAGGAUGUGCGUAUGUCCAAGCUUCGCAAAGCAGUCCAGAUUUAUCGAGAGCUCUAUGAGGUGAUUGAUGAAGUGAAUAGCGUCCAUGGAGUUUGCUUGGUGUCCUGUCUGGCACAUGACUUCACACUGGGAACAAGUCUGCUUUACUUGAUGUUCGGGCGAUCAUCGAAUCUGACGGUGGCCGGGGACUUGCAUUUGUUCUUCGGUGUGUUCCUGCUCCUGCUGCCGCCUGCUUAUAAGAUGGUCAUGACGCCGGUAUACGGCAUGAUGUCGUGGAAGGAGGGAGCAAAGUGUAUGAGGAUAAUAAAGUUGAUGGAUGACGCUUUUCCUGGAAAUAGCCAAGUUCGGCAAAUUGUUGCUAGCACUCUCUUAUGGAACAAUCACAACAAGUACCGGGAAUAUAAAAUAGGUCCUACAAUCACGUCAAAUAUUAGUUUGAUAACAGCGGAAAAUCAGAUUAAAAAAUUCCUCACUGCGAAAAAAUAA
Molecule: messenger RNA, 1161 nt
Organism: Eupeodes corollae
Lineage: Eukaryota; Metazoa; Arthropoda; Insecta; Diptera; Syrphidae
Gene: Gr57a
Product: putative gustatory receptor 57a
Exons: 3
Coding region: 1-1161 (386 amino acids)
Biological process (GO): sensory perception of taste
Cellular component (GO): membrane
Source: RefSeq, a predicted model, not a curated record